Molecule: messenger RNA, 737 nt
Organism: Alnus glutinosa
Lineage: Eukaryota; Viridiplantae; Streptophyta; Magnoliopsida; Fagales; Betulaceae
Product: late embryogenesis abundant protein At5g17165-like
Exons: 2
Coding region: 88-480 (130 amino acids)
Source: RefSeq, a predicted model, not a curated record
UAUUGCGAACAGAGAAAGUUACCGCUCCCUCUCGCACACUAUCUGGCUCUCUCUACUGCUCUUUCCCUUGUCAGGUUGCAUCAUUGUAUGGCCGCCAAUUCGAAGAACCGAGGGGUCGCUCUGAGCUUGGGCAAGCGAGUCGUUAACCAGAUCUGGACCUCCAACUCGCCCGUUCCCGCUCUCUCCUCUGCUUUCACUCUCAGGAAAGCUGCGCACACCUCAGUGUAUGACAAGAACCCUGAUGAUCAUCACAUUUCCAACGUGGUGCCAGACCAUGUAAUCCAGCCCCAAUCUGAAAACUACUGGGAGCCACACCCAAAAACAGGGGUAUUUGGACCCCCUGCCGACGAAGCAUCGAUCGCAGCGGGCAAGCCCGGCUUCCAGCCUUCAACUGUGGAUGGUGCUGACUCUGUGCUGGAGCAGAAGGCCUGGUACCGCCCCACCGGUCUUGAGGACUUGGAGAAGCCUCACGCUCUCUGAACGCAAAGCACAAGGUGAAGGGAAAUAGCUAUAUAAAUAAUUGUAGGCGUACGUGGCUUUCGUAGCCUACGUAGUAGUUUGGUGUAACAAAUAACAGUGGUUUUAUGUUCAUAGUAUAGCUAGUGGAGCUGGGAGUGAAACGCAUUAUAUAUGUAUAUGCGACUUGCAUAUCCUGUUAAGAACAUAGGUAUGUGUAUAUGGUCGUGGUUUAUGUUUCCACGCUACUUAUUUGCUAUAAAAGGUUUGGUUUUGUUUAA